CUCGUUUCUGCCAAAGUGAAUGUUUCGAUUCGGGAAAAGAAAAACUCCGCGAGAGUCAACGGGGAAUGAAAAUUUUCAGCCCGUGUACCGCUGGAAACUGUGCAAUAAAUGGUGCAAAAAUCACCGUACACCAUGCAAUCGUGCGUGCAUCCGCUUCGCUAGGGUGCCGUGAGUCGUCGGAACUAUUGAACGUAACCGUAAACCGUGCGAUAAAUGUGUUCGGGGCCGUGAAAAAACGGGCUUCGAAGCAACCAAAAGCACUGCGACGCAAGGAAAAGCAACAUCACAAAAUCGACAGCAGAAGCGGGUCGACGAGGAAGUCUCGUGCUAUGGCGGUGGUGGCGUUCGAAGGGUUGUUUUGAAAUGCAACAACAGCAUUUAAUAGCGUUAUCCAACACACACACAGCGCAGUUAUCAGCAGCCAAAACCAUGCAUACAACAAAGCCAUGGAGCAAUGCGGUGAAUGAAAACUCGGACCCUUUGCAAAAGCGCCUUAAGAAGGAUACGAAAACAAUAGACGACACAUCAGUGUGCAGCAGCACCUGCGAUUCGUUGUGAAUCGUAAAUAUGGUUGGCGUGGCAGCCAGGGAGUAGAGCAGUCGACAUCACUAUCGAAGGAAGCUAUGAGAAUGGUGCAUUUAUCAAAAAUGAGUCUUUUCAGCUCUGGAGUCGGAUAGAAAGGGGAUCGGAAAACGAUCCAUGAUCAAUCGAGAAUCGCAGCAUUGCGGCUGUUCCGCUGUACUGUGCAUUACGAUGCAUAAACCUAAUGAGCAUCCUCCAUCCACAAUUUGUGCCCAUCGAGUUCUGUCCUUCGGGACGAGAAUGCAGAACAUUUGAUAGCAAAGGAGCAAAUAAUAUAAAGCACUUCGAAACUACGCAUGAAGAAUCCCACUUUGAUCAGUUACCAGCACCGCUGAGGUAGAGCAAACGGUAAUAGAAGAUCGUUAGCGAACUCUGAAUGACAAUGAACUACUAGCCUGUCGGCUCUGGCCCAAUAAUAUGUGAUUGAACACGUUCAUUACAAUGGACAUUCUUAAAACCAAGUGUUUGUGGAAAUUGGCGCGGUUUCGUGCAGGUCUAUAGGAGUGCGAAAAACUUUUUCCUCCGAGUUUGCGAGUUUAAGUGAUAGAUACCAUACCUCGCAUACUGUUGUUGUGAUUUCGUGAACAUUAUUCAGUCAAAAAGUAUUGAACGACAUUGCGAACGUCCUUCCAAACCUGAAUUACGGCUAGUGGAUCGUUACGGAUAAGACACUGCAAACAGACUGCAUUCUCGGAGAACGGCGAAAACAGCUGCAUUACACACUCUAUUGAGAUGAUCGGUUUAUGUCCAUAGGUCGUGUUUUCGUCAUGCAAGUCAGAACAUUGAGUAACUAAUUUAUGUGUGUGUAUGUGCAUGUACGUGUAAGUACAUCAUCGAGAGCAGCAGGCCGACCGACAAAACGCGAACACACAGCAACCUAUGCAAAAAGAAACAGAAGAAAACGAUGCGUUCCUUCCCAGACAACUGCGAGAGCGACAGGCGAACGGUAGUAAUGUGCAUAAACAUAAACAGCAAAGCGUCAACCGAGUCAACCAAUCAUACACCUGUGCCGGUGUAAACGCUCUAACGCCAGCAGUAGUGUGUCUCGAUCGAAAUCCACGAUAAUCGAAUCUGCCGAUCGAAGGCAUUAGAGCAAAAAAAAGGUAUAGUUUUUGCAAAUCCUUAACCCCCGACGACCGAACGCGCUGCAAACACAGGACAUAUCGUGCUGAAAAAGCGAGAGAGAGAGACAUCGCAGCAAUCCGUUAAACAUUGAAGACACUUUCCCAAGGCAACGACAUCAAGUCUGGUGCCCGUCCGCACCACCGGACGUGGUUCCUCUGUUGGUGGUUCCAGUGGACGACAGCGUGUGUGGUGCGCGUUUCCGUGUGGCGAGAGACGUAUAGUGUGAGUGCGUGUGUGUGUGCCCGUGCGGUUCUAGUAUACGUCCUUUUGGGGGGGGGAGGGGCAGGUGGUGGUCCGUUUUUGGCCUUACUAUAUGUGCCGAGUGUCCAAGUGGUGGUAGUAGUGGUGGUCAUCGCAGUGGUAGUGAUGGUCAUCGUGUUGACGUUCGUUUGCACUAUUUGCACUUGUAUGUAAGCGCAACGGGACACCGCACAACCGAUCGCGCAACCGUGCGCUAAUCGUGUGGGUGAUCGUAACCCUGGCAAAUCAAAUUCCCCCACCCCCAGCGACAGCAUGUCUCAAAAGAGUCAGAAGCGCACCAACCGGGGCGAGAACGAUGGGCCGCCACCGAUCAAAAAGCGUAAAGGGCGGCCUCCGGUGUCGUCGUCCGGUCUGGAGGACGAUAAGGAUUCACCCGCAUCGAACGGCGGUGGCGGCGGCGGCGGCGGUGGUCCCGCAAGCUCGAGUGCUGGCUCGAGCGGAGGAGGAAGUGGAGGUGGCCCAACGACACCGACCAAAAACUGGCAGCCACGUUCCGUAAUCGACUGCAAAAUGUCCAGCAUCUACAACCGCACCGCGCCCGAGGCACCAGCAGAACUGUUUAGGAAGGAUCUUAUCAGUGCCAUGAAGCUGCCCGACUCGGAACCGCUAGCAGCGGACGAGUACUGGGUGAUUGCCGACCAGUGGAAACAAGAAUGGGAACGGGGUGUGCAGGUGCCCGUCAAUCCGGAUUCGCUGCCCGAACCAUCCGUGGCGACGCUGCAAGAAAGUUUCUUCAAGAAGCGGCAUGAUUUCAAACUACCGAAAAAUAAAUACAUUCGGAUAACGAAGGAUGAAAACUUUACCCAUGACCAGCACUAUCUCUCCAAUACGCCCGCGAUCGCCGAGAACGUGUGCUACUACGAUCUGGACCAGUUCGAUGCGGCCUGGCUGAAGGUGCUGAAUGGGGAACGCAACUUGGCCGGUUUGGUGCCGGUGACCGACGAGCAGUUCGAGCGUGUUGUAGAAGAACUCGAGGGACGGUGUUUGGAUAAGAUCCAGGCAAUCAUGAAAACGGAGGAAGGGCUCGGAAUUGAGUACGACGAGAAUGUCAUCUGCGAUGUGUGCCGAUCGCCGGACUCGGAGGAAGCGAAUGAAAUGGUGUUCUGUGAUAACUGCAAUAUUUGCGUACACCAAGCGUGUUAUGGAAUAACGAAUAUACCGUCUGGUCAAUGGUUAUGUAGAACGUGCUCGAUGGGCCAGAAACCGAAGUGCGUCCUCUGUCCGAACAUGGGCGGUGCGAUGAAGUCGACGCGGUCCGGGCAAAAGUGGGCCCAUGUAUCGUGCGCCCUCUGGAUACCGGAGGUGAGCAUCGGUUCGGUCGACCGCAUGGAACCGAUCACCAAGAUCUCCAACAUCCCCUCCAGCCGGUGGGCGCUAGUGUGUGCGCUGUGCCGGGAACGUGUCGGCGCGUGCAUUCAGUGCUCGGUGAAAACCUGCAAAACGGCGUACCACGUAACGUGUGCGUUUCACCACGGGCUUGAAAUGCGCGCCAUAAUCGAGGACGAGAAUGCGGAGGAUGGUGUAAAGUUGCGCUCGUACUGUCAGAAGCAUGGCGAGAACAAGGGCAAGCGUGAUAAUAGCAGAAACAACACCAAGAACAGUACUGCCGGUGUGGCAGGCGCGUCGACGGCGGCUUCGGGCGCGAGCGAUGACGAGGCGGGCGGCAACGCGGGAGGAUCCGCCGGUCCGGGAACAAACACGGCGAGCAGCAGCAGCGGUGCCGCGGGUGGUGGUGGUGGUGGUGGAGAUGUGAAGCGACGGAAGCGGAAAGAUAUGACGUCGGAGGAGAGGAAUCUGGCGCGCGCGGCCCGGCAGCAGGAGAUCGAAGCGGAGUUCGAUAAGCAUGUGAGCGUGAAGGAUAUUAGCUGCCAUCUGCUCGACGUGGACCAGGAAGGUAUCUACCAUAUCUACAACUACUGGAUACUGAAGCGAAAGGCGGGCCAUAACCGGCCGCUUCUGCCGCCGAAAACGGACGAGGUGGACCCGAACGCACAAAACCAGGAGCAGGCCGAGAUCGAGAAGAUGAAAACGUUCGUGCACCUGCGGCAAGAUUUGGAGCGGGUGCGCAAUCUAUGCUACAUGGUGAGCAGGCGGGAGAAGUUGAGCCGCUCGUUCUUUCGGAUGCGGGAGCAAACGUUUAACAAGCAGGUGGCGGUCAUUUCGGCGCUACGGAACGUUGGCGAGGUUACGAACCAUCAGCGAAACGGUAGUGCGUCCUCUUCGUCGUCGUCGUCGAUGGCCCAUGUCGAUCCGGUGAUGCUCGACGCGAUACUGCACGCGAACCAUGGCCCUACGAUAUAUGAUAGACUUUACUCGUGUAAUUCCGUUAGUAGUACAAUGCCGACGCUGGACGAAAUGGUGGAGCGCAUCAUUUCCGGUGUAAAUAGUAGCAAUAGCGGUGUUAGCAGCAGCAUCAGCAGCAAGGAUGCUGCCAGUGCCACCAGCAGUGGGAAGAAAUCAACCGCUGCGGCGCUAUCGUCGUCGUCAAAGGCCACGGGUGCUAGUGCAAACGCCGUUGGGCAUAAUGGCAGUGCGGCGGGUGGUAGCGGCGGCGGUGGUGGCGGCGGCAGCAGUAGUAGCAGUGGCAGCUAUAGCAGUAGUAGCAGCAGCAGCAGUAGCGGUAGCAGCAGUAGCAGCAGUAGCAGCAGUAGUAGCAGCAGCAGCAUUAAGGUUGCGGCCAGCAAGCAGACCGCGAAGGUGGUGAGCAAGAAGGAAUCGAUGGAUCAUCAUCUGCACCCCAGGAAGAAGCUGUCGGGCGAUGUGAACGGUGUGCGACAGCAGCAGCAGCAGCAGCUCGUAGCCGGUGGCAAUCAGAGAACCAAAAACCAGCUCUCAGCCAAGCGCCAACAACAGCCGCCGUACAUCAAUGGCACGGCGGGUCGGCGAAGCACGAGCAACAGUUCGGCUUCGGACAUUGAGCCCGACGAUGACGAGACGGUGGACAAAACUAACACCAAGAAGAAACCCCGCCAAACGAAGGUCGUGGAACGCAAGCGACGGAAAGCGGCAUCCUCGGUCGGGACGGCAGGAGCGAUUACUUCUUCGGCGGAAAAAUCAAGCAUCAGAAGCAUCGAUGAUAGUUCUAGUGACGAGGAAAUGCCCGAAUCACGAUUACGACCAACCGGUGCAGGUGAGCGGACAACAGGUGCAUCGAAAACGGCCCGGCACGGUAGCGCUGCUGGUGUUAAGGAAAAUCUGUCCUCAGCCAGUGGUCAACCGAAGAAGGACAUCCGCAAUCAAUCGCUCCGGCAGAUGGAGCGCGAGCUGGCGGAUGAUCGGCGGGCGAAGCAUUUAACCGACGAUGAUGAUGAUUCGAACGACAGCGAUGAGCUUAUGCACAUACGUCCCGGCAGCGGUGGGACUGUCGGCGGGCGGACUGGUACGGCAACCACCGGUGCGAGCAGUGCGGCCGGCGGUGGCGGUAAUGGUACGAAUGCGCGGGGCAAGAAAAUACCGGACAUUUACUCGGACAGCGAUAGUACGGAUCGGGAUAAGACGGACCAUACGGCAAGCGAUUCGCAGCAGCAUCCAUCAUUCCGCACGAAAGCCGCCAUGAAGGAGUUUAAUCUGCAGCAGGAAGCGGAUCGGCUGAAACAGAAAUCUCCUGCGAAAGCGGGUCGUGGUGCUGGUGGUUCCGCAGCCAGCGCCGCGGCAGCCCCGUUGCCGGGUGUGCCGGCGGCUAUGACGUUACCGGUGGCUACCCCAACGUCUGCCCUUCCCGGCGCCAAGGUUUCGUCCACGAAGUCCAACGCACAAAACGUUGGAUCGAUGCAGUCCGACGUACUUCAAACUUCCGGAUCGAAACGAACUGCGGCGAACUCGGCGGACCAGUCACAGGGUGCUCCUUCUAGCAAGGCUACGGCAGCAGCAGCAGCAGCACCCGGCAGAACGGGCAGCAGUAGUACCAAAGAGGGCCACACCGCUAGCACGAAGAAAAAGCAAACUCAACAGCAAUCGAUCGAUAAGCACGCCGAUGUCACCAACACCGGCACGGUGGGUAAUGCUACCACGGCGGGCGCUCCGCCUUCGAAAAAGGGCGAAUUUUUGGCCGACUUUAUGGUGGUGCCGCAGCGUGAGGCGGCCAAAAAGGCGGCCGAGAACUUGAUGAAAACGAGCAGCGCCACACUUGGUGCGGCUGUCGUUAGUCAAGCGUCCGCGGGCCUGUCUACGUCGACGGCUAUUGCUACGAGCGUAGGUAGCGCGAAUUCCGCUUCCACCACCUCAACAUCCUCCUCCGCUAGUGGAGCGUUAAUAAGUGCCGGAGUUGGGAGCAGAAAGCAGCUGGAUCGGGAAGCUAGUAGCAGCAGUAGCAGCAGUAGCAGCAGCAGUAGCAGCAGCAGCAGCAGCAGCAGUAGCAGUAGCGAAGGAAACAGUAUUGCCAGUGUUACGGCAGGAGGUAUCACCAGCACGAGCGGCGUUAGUACGGGAAGCAGUAGCAAUACCAGCUCCACGAAACCGGACAUUGAUACCGGCGUUGCGGAAUCGGUAAACAGCGGAAACAAUCAGCAAAAAUCUUCCAUCGUAAGCAAUACUAGUAGUAGUAGCGUUGUGGUCGGUAGCAAUCGAAAUCGUAAGGAGACGGAAGCGAAAAUUGCUGCUGGACCAGUUACGGGCGCCAGUGGGAAAACGACGAAACGUUCCGCCGGCUCCAGCGCCACGACAAACAGCGGCAGCAGCAAAGGCAACAGGCAGAAAAAUUCGGGUGAAAGUAUACCAUCGAAGGUUGAUGCAAAGCUGUUGUCUACUGCAGCCGCGGCGCGUAACAAAUCCAAAGAACGGCCUACGGUGGCCGAUAAGCAGCAGCAGCAGCAGCAGCAGCCACCGGUUAGCGGUGGUAGUACCGCAGGAUCGACCGUUCGAGCUAGCAAAGAGCAGAAAGAUCGAGCGAAAGAUCGGCUCACCGAUGAUGCUUCGCCCGUACCCGUGGCAGCAGAGAAGGCGACCAAGCUGUCGAAAGAUGUGAAACAGAAGCGCGAAACACAGCCCGAGAUCUUCGCGUACGUUCCACAACGUCAGGCUGCAAAGAAGGCCGCGGAACACAUCAAAAGCGGUCUUGGUAAACCUUCCGGGGCAGACCAAACGCCGGCUGCUGUCGUUACUGAGGAGAAAGCGGCGGUACCGGCUGCAACCGCAGUGCCACCGACGUCCAAGGCGGGUGCGAAGAUGGCAAAUAAGGGAAGAGACGAUCGUAAAUCGAACGCCACCGGUGGUGCUGCAUCAAGCUCGUCCGGUUCGUCUAGCUCAUCGGGUGGAAGCAGCUCUUCGUCCUGCUCCAGUUCAAGUAGUUCUGGUUCGGACAGCGAGGACGAGGAGGAAGAGGUCGCGGCAACGAGUCCGUCGCUGGGCAAGAAAGCAGCAACUGCUGCCAACCGGUCCAAGGCCGUGCCUCCCACUGCCAAAGGGAAGCAACAGCAACAGCGCAGUACAGCUGCGACGGCGGCCCGGCAGGAUGUGUUGCCCUUUCUUGACAAGGGUACAGCACGCUCCGUGUCCGAGUCGUCGAGUUCGUCCUCUUCGUCCUCGUCGUCCGGUUCGUCGUCCGACAGCGACAGUGAUUCGAGCAGUAGCAACCAGAGCAGCCAGGAGGAGACGAACGAAGAGCCACCGGUUGUGCCAGCCGUGUCCGGGCGCAAUCGAAGAAAAUCAGUGUCGGUGGCCGCUUCCGCCAAGCAACAGGAUGCCGUCAGUCCCAAGAAACCAUCAGUGCCACAGAGUGCCAGCAUUGGUCGAAAGGGUACGACGGGCCGUAAGCCAUCGACUACCACCGCUACCUCCAGCAACUCCGACGAGGUCGACGACGCGAAGGAGCAACAUUCCACAUCCAGCAGCAAAGCAGCACCUGGAACUGGUGCCGGCAAAGGCAAGGAAGCUACUACGGGCCGUGGUGGCAAGGACAGCAAGCAGCAGUUAUCCGCCAAAAGCAACGCUGACGCUGAGUCUGCCUGCUUGCCUGCUGGUGGUGUUGCUGCUGCUGCUGGUGGCGAGAAGCCGAUCGGUAACCGGCGUAAUUCUUACCAACCGCCAGCAGUGCUUGCCGUGGCCAACGAAACUACGCCGCUCAAGCGUGGUGGUCGCCGGCAGUCGGUGUUUGUUGGUGCUAGUGAUAUAGAGGAGAAACAGCGAAAGCCAUCCACGCUGGCAGCUGACGUUCCAGCGAGCGGUCGUAACGCUGGCCGACGAAAGACUAGCGAGCUGGUGGCUGAGGCUGAGAAGCAGGAAAUGAAAAAGCCCGAAGCAAGUGAGGUCGCUCUAGAGAAUGAGACACCUGCUUCGGAAGACGCGAUCACCCCGAAGCGUCCCAUUUCCGAAUCACCGGUAGCACGCAAGCGUCGUAGCCCGAAGACGACGUCGACUGAGACGGAUCCUGCCGAGCUUAAGGAGCUGAACGCAGCUAACGAAAUGGACACCAAAACAGCACCAACAACGGUUGACGGUAAGUGUGCUGUUGCUGCGGGAAGUGAUGCAAUAUCGUUGCUUACCGAUGAAGAUUCGACCGACCAACGGAAAGCGAAGGAAACGCUUGCAUCAUCCACUACUGCCUCUCCCAUGGACACCAGCAGCAGCAGUGGUGUGGUAACGAAAGCAGAAGAAGAGCCUAAGAAGAUUGAUCCGACGACGAAAAGCGUUGAAAUUAUUUCGUUGGUGGAUGAUUCCCGCUCCAACGACGAUGUGGUUGUUAUCGAGGACGCUAGCAAUGAGGCGAAGGUUGAACAAAAGCCACCGGAAGAGCUUGAAGCUGCUAGCAGCGGUAGCAUGUUGGAGCGGAAGGCGGUGGAAAGCGAAGAAGAGGCAAAGACACCGCACGUGCUCGAUGCCAAACCUGCCGUUGAUAGUGUUAGCAUGCUGAAAGACUCUUUGGCGAUGGCGGUGGACGUGAAGGACGAGUCGAGCAAGAAAACGCCUGUUCCGGUUAGUGUUGAGCAGGCUCCAUCGCUCUCGUCGGCCAUUGUUGAUCAGCCUUCGUUCGACAGUUCUACCUCUUCGCUACAGCUGAACAAUAACAGCAGUACAGCAUUUGGCGGAGAUACAACUGCGUCGAGCAUAUGCGACGUAAGUGGGUUCGGUUCGGCCAACAACAACUCGUCGAAGGACGAUGGCACUGGCGUUGGUGCUGGUGGUGGAUUGCUUGCCAACAGCGAUACCGGUACGCCCUCGAUAUUCGAUCUGCUGCUGCCGCAGGACAGUUCCGUGACUGAUGACACGUUCGAGCUGAACCAGUCGCUUAACUUCCCCUUCAUGGAGGAUUGCAAGGAAGAUACGCAGCGGGAAACGCUCAACUUGGUGGAGAAGCUGCGGCAAAAGUACAAAAAGUCUCACGGAACGGCAAACGCAAACGCGACCCCUAUCAUGGCGGGCGGCGAUUCGAUGAAGGGUUUGAACGACGUGGCCGUUCAGGGAGACAAAAAGGAUAACGAUAUGAUGAUGCUGGACGGUGGCGCGGUGGUCACAGCAACUGCCACGCCGUCACCUAUGCUGGUGGCGGAUUUUGUUGCGGAACGCCAGAAACAGGACGGGUCGGCCGGACUACCGCUCGGGUCGUCCUCAUCCUUCGCCGAUACGCUGCUCGGUGGGAAGGACAAGCUGCAGCCCGAGCUGGAGUAUGGCGCGUUUAACAAAUUCCACAGCGCGACGGCAGAUCGAAGUCCUUUGGGUCAGUUGCCCACCACCACGCCCAUGCAGCAGCCGGGUGGGAUGCAACCGGUCGCCGUGCAGCAACCAACACAGCAGCAACCGCAACCAACCAAUCAACUGCAGCCCAUCGGUCAGCAGUCGCAGUCGCAGCUUGGCAGCAAGAGCGCAAAGGAGGACCAUUUGGAUCAUCUUGCCUCGAGACCGUCGGACGAGCGUUGGGUACCACCGUCAUCGGUUGCGCCCGCCGUCUCGACGACGGCUCCGUCCAUGUUGCUUCCGCACGCGCCACUUCCUACGUCCGUCGGUUCUAGCGUGCUCGGUGGCAAUACCGUGUCAACGGCGCAGCUCGCACAAAACUGUAUGGAAGCGGCCCGCAUGCUCAACAGCCACCAGACCAACAAUAACAACAAUGUCAACGCACUGGACAGCGAGAAGACGGCGCACGGAGCGGCGGGACCGGCAACCGGUGGCGGACUAUUCGAUGGUGGUGCGAUGACGAAUCAUCUACAUCCGACGAUGCAACAGCAGCAGCAGCUUGGAGGCAGCAACGAUCUAAACCACCAUCAUCAUCAUCAACAGCAGCAGCAGCAGCACCAUCACAUGCACAAUCCACUUCCUGGGUUGGACUUUAUGCAGGGCAUGAAGGUUCCGAACCAGAACGAAGCUACCUCAAUGAUGCUGUUCGAUAAUCUGCAGCAGCAGCAGCAGCAGCAGCAGCAGCGACAGCACCCAUCGCCACAGCCACCAGUCGUUGGUCGACGCGGCGGUUGGAAUCAACCGAAUGAUGGGCUAAGCUCGAUCGAUCAGCAGCAGCAGAAGAAGCAGCACGAGUGUGCCGUAAUGCAGGAGAAGGAGAAUUUGCUGCUGCAGAAGCAACAACAGCAUCGUAAGCUGAACGAUCUGAAUAGCUUCAUGGAUAUUCAGAACACGCCGAGCGGCGGUCAGUCGAUUAACAACAGCAAUGCUGGCACGCCGAACAGCGUUAAUGCGAUGCAGCAGCAACAGCAACAACCGUACGGCUUCUCCUCGACCGACUCACAUCCCGCUCAUCAUCAGCAGCAACAGCAGCAGCAGCAGCAGCAGCAGCAGCAACACUAUCCAGGAGCAGUUUCCUUAUUCCCACCGGCGAGCGUUCCCGUACCGUUUCCCUCACCCGGUGCCGGUCUCUAUCCUCCGAACUUUGGUAACGCCGGCUAUCAACAGCCGACUCCACCACAAACGACCGUUCCGAAUGCGGGUAAGCCGCAUCAGCAUCAGCACCACGCUGCCCCCGGCUCCGGCCUGCCUCCGAUGACACAUCACGGCAUGGGAUUGGGUGGUGACGCGAUGGUUUCACCUCACCGUGGUGCUGCCCAAGCACAAACCGGCGGUCCUCAGCAGCAGAAGCAGCUGGAUCAGAUGUCUUCCCCGUUGGGAGGAAUGGCCGUUUCGCCCAACAAGCAACAGAGUCGUCAACCAACACCGACAGAGCAGCAAAACAACUACCUGCUCAAUAGUGGAGGAGGAAACGGUGGUACGAGCAGUGGUGGAAGUACACCGCGCACGCCCCAACAUCGACGAACGCCGCAACGGCACAACAACCAUCAGCUGCAGCAGCCCGAUGUCGUCGGGAUGGAUAUGCUGGUUGGUGUGGGACAUUCCAACUCGAAGAAAAGUCCUACGAAAUCUUCCCGCUCUUCGUCGCGCAUUCAAAACCAGCAGCAGCAACAGCAGCAGCCACCACCACCACCACCACCACCACACCUUCAACAUCAUCCUGCGCAUCACCAUCACCAUCACCAUCCGCUGAUGAUGAACGAUAGCAAUGGAGGAGGUGGUGCGAGCAGUGCUUUGGCUGGCAUGGUUCAUCCGAUGGGUGGUCACCAGCUCAAAUCGCCACCGUCGUUAACGGGCACGGGUACGAAAUCGCUCUCUCCGGGCAAAAGCCCCAAGACUGCAGCGGCAGCCGUGUCCGCCACGCAGUCGGUGUACGAGAUGCAGAAAGCUAUCGGUGGCAGCGGCAGCAGCUUGAUUCCACCUUCGCUUUCGUCCACCGGCAAGGGUGGUGCGAAGGGUGAGACGACCGCGACGGGCAAACCGGGUCGAGGUCGUGGCCGAGGCCGCGGUAGGCCACCGGGUUCGGGCAGGCAGGCGCAAGCGGCACGAGAAGCGGCAGCAGCAGCGGCCGCCAGCCUUGCUGGCGUUGGUGGUGCUGGUGGCGCUGGGGGAGGUAUUGGUGGACGCGGCGGUGGUGCCAACAGCCGGCAGCAACAAUCGCACGGUGCCAGCUAUCACCUGGGUCAGUUGGGUCCGGGGGCCGACUUCGGAUGCUUCGGAAGUGGCACGAUACACAGCAAAAUCAUCGGCACGGUGUACGAUCUGGACUUUGACGAGGUGAUUGAUUGUGGCAAGCUGCGCGAUAUGCGCGAUCGGCGCCGUUCGAUCGAUGGCCGAUCGGCGGAUGCAUCCGGUGCGAGCGUUGGAUCGGGUGGUGGUAGUGCGGGCCAGGCCGGUGGCAGUGCGCCCGGUGGUCCGGAUGCGAAAUCGAGUCGCGGUGCGGGUGGUAAUGGAACGGCAGCUGGCGGUGGUGGAUCGGGAGCAGGAGGAGCGGGUGCGAACGGUGGGUACGGAUCGACGGGAAGCAGUGUGGCGGCUAGCUCGUUGCCCGAUAUGGCCGUUUUGCCAGGGCCGGUCGAUAUGCGCACGUACAACAGUGGGUUCGAUUCGUCCAGCAAUACGGAUGCGUACAACAACCAGCUGCUCGGCGUGUUUGCCAGUGGGACGGCCGAUCAAACGCUGGCGGAUAUUGAUGAGGAUAUGGAGAAUGAGCUGCAGUCAGCGUUGAAGGCUGAUUCGGUUAGUAAUCGAUCGGCCGCUGCGGCGGCAGCUUCCCUUGCGCAGACGACCGUUCAGACGAAUACCGCUAGCAGUGGUGGGUCAUCGUUGCUGGCUGCUGUUACGGCUACGGCAAAUAGCAACAGCAACAGUAGCAGUAGCAUCACUUCCGAGUCGACUGCAGCGAGCCACGCGCUAAAGACUGGUUCGAUGGCAACGGGUGCACCGUUCGUACCGUCCAUUACGCCACCUUGCGCGACAACUGCCCUGCCCGGAGCGAUGCUUACCGAUGAUCCGCUGAUUGAGCAGCCCCAGGAGGAAACGAACGAUUCGGACAGCUUGCUGCCAAUGGGUGCUGCGCCCAAUCAGCAGCAGCACCACAAGAUGUCUUCUCUGGCGGAUUCGCGGAAUAUCAUGAAGCUGAAAAUCAAGGGUCCGCUGGCACAGCUGGACAGUGGUGGUGCUUACGGUGCCGGAGCGGUAGGAGCCGCAGGCUCAUCCGCUUCCUCUGCGGUCGUAUCGCAGCUACAGCAAUCGAUCGGUAUGGCGUCCACGAUGGGCGUUCCGAUGGGUGCGGGCGUUAGCGGAGGAAUGGGCGUUGUCGGUGGUGUUGGUGUGGGCGGAGUUGCCGGCAAUGUUGCGGGUGGUGCGGCAGGAUCUUCCAACUUGCGGCGAAUGCGCAAGAAGGAGCUAUUGCGGCAGUACUGGAACCAGGACAUGAAUCAGGACGAUCCGCAGGCCGUGUUGCAAUCGGCGGACCACCAUCACCUGCACCAUCACCACCACCAUCAUGCGCAAGGGAUGUCGCUAGGCGGCGUGGGCCAUGGCAAUCGUACGACGGUUGGGUUCCCCAAGGCCGUCGAGUCGCUCGGUACGAUGCCGACGAAAGACGACUACAAGGAGUACGGUGGUAUCCACCGGAAGAAGCUUUCGUCAAAUAUGUCGCGCGAACUGCGACAGCUGGCAUCGGUACCGCAGACGGCCGACCAUCACGAGCUGCUGCUGGCCGAACGAAGGCGCAGCGUAGGAGGUUCGGUAGGGGUAGCGGCAGUACCGGGAGCAUCGACCGGUUCGGGAGCAAACGGGUCCGCUAUGAAUCUGUCCAUGGACGAUGUUAGCGGCGUCGGAAUGGGUGGUGUCGGUAUGGGAGUCGUCGGUGCUGGUGGUGUGGGUGGUGGCGUUGGUGGCAAGCGGCGAUCGCGUAACAAUCGAGCGAACGCAAACUCCACGGCCACAGUCACUGCGGUCAGCCAGCAAACGCCACAGCAAGCACCGAAGCUAAAGAUCAAGCUGGGUUCGUCGGGCAUUGUCGAUGGUGGGCCGUACGGUAUGGGAUCGCUAAAUGCUGGGCCAAGCGCUAGCAGCAGCUUGCGGCCUCCGAAGAAACGGCUCGCUUGCAGUGUGCCACCACCGAGCCUGGAAGAUCUGAAGCGCGAGUACAUGAUGUACGCCGAGAACAUCAGCUUCGAGGAUGAUGGGCCGGGUGGAGCUGCGGACGACGAUACGACGGGCGCCGCUGACAGUGCCGAUGACGAACCGAAGGCGAAGAAGCACAAGCACAAGGACAAGGAUCGGGACCGCAGUGGUAGCGAGCACAAGAAGCGCAAGAAGGAGAAAAAGCACAAGCGCGACAAGGGCGAAAAGAAGAAGGUGGAGAUCAUCUGCAAUGCGGCUGUGACGGCGGGCGAUCAGGAUCAGGCACAGCAGCAACCGCCCAGAAUAGUGAUACGGCUCGGUGUGAAGAAACCGGCACAGUCGGACGAAUCACACGCACCAUCGCCACAGUCACAGGCGGUCGCAGCAGGUGCUGCAGGUGGCGGCUCACCGCAGAAAACACCGGUGAACGACGAACGGACGGCCACCCGCAGCAGUGGAUGUAGCUCGUCACCGGAGACGGAUCCACUCGUGAUAGAUCUGGCGGCAAUCCACAACACCAACAGCCGGGGCCAAUCGUUGCAAACUUCGCCCGAGAUAGACCAUCGAACUGUGGCGGCUCAAGCGGCACCGGUCGAGAAACCGCUCAUCACUCCGAUUCGUCUGAAGCUGGCGCGCAAUACGGCUGGCGGUGGGUACGUGAUGUCAUCCAAGCACAGUGCACAAGCUGUGGAGUGUGAUGCGGGUGACAAAUCGGCCAGCAACACAUCACCGGCAGCGAUGGAGAAAGCGGCCGGCGAACCAUCGGCAGCUACCGCAGCAGGUUCGAUCGAUCUUACAACCUCGGCGGCGGAAGUAGCGGCAGCAACGUCGAGCAAGAACAUGAUCGAGCGGUUGCUGACGGCCGCCAAUCUGGUCGGUAGCUCGCCGACUGCGUUCGAAAGGGCGAUGGGUGCCGCAGCGAUGGCAGCGGCAGCAGCAACAGCUUCCUCGAACGGCGCUGCCGGCACAACGCUCCAGCAGCAGAGUAAUCCGGGCGGUGGCGCAUUUGCAACCAUGUACGGUAUGGCCUCGAUCGGGGCCGGUAAUACGUCCAACACUACCAGCACCAGCAACAGCAGCAGUGGUAGCAGCAGCAACACCAACACCAACACUUCGAUGUCGUUCAAGAGCCUGCUGGACUUUGCGGCGAGUACAAACACCACCUUCAGUACGUCGUCUGCCGCAGGUUUGUUCGGCUCAACCGCUUCUACACAUCACCACCAUCACCUUCAGCAGCAGCAGCAGCAGCAGCAGCAGCAUCACCAGCCGCAGCAACAGGUACCGUUGUCCUUGAAUCAAUCUUCAAUGCUACCAUUAGGCAUGGUACCACCUUCCCAGCAGCAACUGCAGCACCAUCAACAACAGCCGCUCGGGCUGCACCAAUCCGCGAUACCAACGUCCAAUAGUACCGGCAGCAGCAGCAGCAGCAGCAGCAGUACACAGCAAACAAACACAGCGUCCAACAGUGCCACGAAAAAGGACUGUGAGGUGCGAUGACAGUACAUGCUUUAGAAGGUAGCUUAAUCGUAGUUUGUGUGUGUCCACGCGCUACUGCCGUUGGAUCUACUGCUACGCGUUGAUUAGCUGCCUUCGACUUGGGAUGAACUAUCGUUCCCAUUCCUUCCGCUCUACCGAUACUUUACAAUGUGCAAUCUCAAACUCCUGGGGAAAAAGUGCCCCCACAUCCCCCCCCUUUUCUAGUUUUGUUUUGUUUUACCUGUUAGCUUGCUAGUAGCUUCACAUUUUAGAGCCACUCGUGAUUUUAUUACAUACGACUGAUACCGAGACACCGGGUGGGGGGGGGGGGGGUGUACUCGGGAUGAUUUUAUCGAAAAUUGUUUAUUUUAUUUUUUACUAGUUUAUACAGUUCAAAAGAUAGCUUCAGACAAACUAGUUUGUCCGAUUGCUAUUGAAGAAGGAGUAUUAUGUUUGGGGGUGAUUUUGUUUUACAUCACACCCAUGCCCUUCGUGCUGAUCACAAGUCAGCUAAGGGCUUUUAAUCAUUGUUUGUUUCCCCAUUUUUUUUGCUAACCCUCAAGCUUCGGCUUAAAAGACUGCAUAAGGAUUAUUUUUUUUUUAAAACGAAGCAAAAAGCGCCUAUUUAUCGAUACACGUGUAAUGUUUGUUUGUGUUGUUAUUAUGUGUGUAGUGGUGCAAAGUGUCCGCUGGUUUGUUUGCUGGAGUCGUAAUGCUGUAACCGAACGGAAAAAAAGCCACGAUGUUUUUUUUCUUUGGUUAGUUGUGUCUGUACUGCAAGAACUGCUGGCGUUGCGCGGCGUGGCGAAAAUGACGCGCAGAGAGGAACACGGGACGGUUAACUAAGAUAUUUAAUUAUUAACAAAACACUCAAAUUGUACAGUAUAAAAUUGUAAACAACAUCUUUAGCGCAUAGUUUAAAUUAAUUUAAUCGCUUUAACUUAUCCGUUUUUGGGGGCGAAGACGAAGGAAGACAGGAGGGAGCAGUAGCAGGAUAAAACAGACAAACAGAAAAACAAAAGGGACAAAAAAGGGGGGAAAGGAAAGGCUAGUAGAGGAAAGGUGGGAUAGUAGACAACAGUCAGCGGGACAGAUAGUGAAUGUGUUGAUGAUGGAUGUGUGUGUGUGUGUAGUAGUGUAUGGCAAAUGAUUAUUGGUGGAGGUGUCCGUUGGAUGUAUGCAAGGAUGAAUGGAUGUAUGGAUGGCUGUGUGUGUGUGUGUGUUUUUCCUCCUUAAUCUGCAACUGCUGUUUAAGGCAACAACCUCAAAAACUACCGAACAAAGUAAUUUCUUACCAAAACGAGCAAAACCAUUCAGAAAAGGUACUAUUGGUUGCGAUCAUAAGCCGUUGUCCCCGUGGCAUUUCCCCCGCGGUUCGGUUGUUAAAAUUAAUUUGUGGAAUGUUUCCGAUCUCCUGUACUCCGACCGCUCGUACUGAUACACAACCGCGCGAUACAAUCGUAAUUGGAGAGAGAGAGAGGAAGAGAGAGAGAGAGAAACUGUUGCAAGGAAAGGGUAUGUGUAUAAAUUUAGUAAAAAAAAAGAAACUUUUGAACUGCUGGCCUGAGUACGUACGUCGUACUGUGUUUUUAUUUUUUGCACUCCCCCAGGGUCCACCCGAUCUUCAAAACCACUAAACCACCCAACGCAAUAGGGCUCACUAGAGAUUAUGAAGCGCAGGGAGAGAGAGAGAGAGUGAGUGAUCGUGAUUGUUUCAGUAAACGACACACCAACAUUCGAUGGUAUUAAAACAAGGGCUGUACCGCGUUUAAAAGGCAGGGCAGUGUUUGUCCUGUUGCUCGCAAAACCGCGCAGAGGGAGAGAGAGAGAGGAAUUUGCAAGCUUGAUUGUACAUAUUUUACUGACAGAAGAAAUAAAAUGAAAGUCCUUAAAUCGAACGAACUGUUGAAACGGCAACCUCCCGCGGAUAUUUAGAAACGAUCGAACAAGAUCUCACACGGCGAAGCCUUUUCAUUUGGUUUUUCUAGUUCCGUGCACGAUCGCACGCCCCCCCCCGCCGGCUUCAAGUCUUUUGAAGUGGAUACUGUUUUACACUCAUCUUAGCUGUGAGAUACUCUGAGAAAAGUUUACCAAUUAUUUGCGUACAGCAGAUUCAAACAUCACAUCCGCGCGUUUUUACUACGAGCCGUGUUUUACCGAUUUGUUGAGGAGGAUCGGGAGAGAAAAGAUCAAUUUCAACCAUAGAAAAAAACUACAAAACCAGCUAAAAUAACAGCAAAUGGUGGGAUUUUAUUGUACAGAAUGCCAUUCUUAUGCUCCUUACGCCCUUCUUGGUUCUUUGUUUUCCAAAAAAGAAAAAAAAAUCCCCUAAAAUCAGCUGCGUAGGAAAGAAAAUGCAAUCAGAGGGAUGAGACAAACAAGAAAACGCGGGAAAAACAAUAAACUUUCGGGAGGUAAAUCUGGAAUGGAAAUGGAAUGAAUGGAUUGUGUGUGCGUGUAUUUGUGUAAUGUUUAUUGUGCGUGUAUGUGUGUGAUCGUUGUGCGUACGUGCGCGAUGCCUCAGAUUGGUUUUUAUUAUUGUGUCAAAACAGCAAAAGCAAACAAAACAAAAACGUUAUUUAAUUUAUUUAUAUAAAAAAGCAAAGCGUAGGAUUAGACAAAAAUUUAAAGUGGUAGUGCGUACAUCUAUAUAGAGUUAUAUAUCUACACACCCAUACGUAUAUAUAUAUUCCUAGACAUACCUAACGCUACAUACGGGGCAAUGUCUGUUCACCGGGUCGGGGUGUCUGGUUAGAAAAGGUGUGGUGAGUUGUGAACCAUGCAGCAAACAGAGCUCACUACAAAAAGCUUACCAAGGGUAAGCAAUAGGGCAAGAAGGGCAGGGUAAGGGCCCUUAAGUUCGGCCAAAGUUUGCUACUGCUGUUGGCACGCACACACGCGCCCCCUCGGUUUAAACGAUUUGUAUUUGAAAUUUGUAAAAAGUGUCUAGUGUAACCCAAUUCAAGCAGUCGCUUCAGUUUUUAUAAGACACAGCCGAAGAGAGGAAGUUGUAAAAAAGAAAAGGCGAGAAAAACAAAACAAAAACAUUUAACAAAAUCCAACUCCCUAAAACAAAUAGACACACACACACACAAAUAGUGUAUAAGCUCUAUUAGAAAAAAAACAGAAAACAGAAAAUGGUACAUUCCCGUCGUGCAACUGUGCGCAAAACAAAGAUGGACAAAGCAGCAAACACAACCGAUUAGCGAAGAACAGCAGGCAACCACCUACCGACACCGUUAUUUAUUUCCCCACUAGCGAAUUGAUACAGACACCACCAUAACCACCACAAAGGACGGUAGUGCCCCCGUUUUAUAAUGGAUUUUUGUUUUUCACGUGACAUGCCGGCCAUUGUGCCGAAUGGUGCGCACCAGUAAAUGUACAUUUUGGAAUGUGGCCUGUUGUGUUGAUGAAAAAACUCUAGGGAAAUGUGUUAGCUGAAGCACCUUUCAGCAGCUGUCGACGGCCAUCGGUGGGUUAGUAAACCGCCGCCGGAUUACACGGUGGGGGGGGGGCACUCCCCAUGUCCAUGCUAGGCAGUACAGUAACGAUACCUGGUGUAACCUGGUGAAGAGUAGUAAGAGUACACAACAGAACGGCGUGUGUGAGUGUGUAUAGUAAAUAAAACAAAACAACACACGGAAACAAAGCGAAAAAACCGGAGAAAAGUUGUGUAGUUACACAGUAGUAAAGAAAGAGAGAGACAAAGGAGAAGAAGAAAAAAACUAGAAACGGUGGAUGAAAGUUGUAGGCUUAAGGUGUAAAACAAAUAAUUAAAGAAAUGAAUAGAAAACAAACAAAAAAAAAAACAGCAGAAAACUGAAAAAGAAAACAGUGCACGACGUGGAAGCGUGUAAAACAAGGUAAAAAAAAA
Messenger RNA from Anopheles stephensi (Asian malaria mosquito), 19180 nucleotides. It is a transcript of the gene rno, whose product is annotated as PHD finger protein rhinoceros. NCBI's taxonomy places the organism in Eukaryota, Metazoa, Arthropoda, Insecta, Diptera, Culicidae. Gene Ontology annotation, biological process: regulation of transcription by RNA polymerase II. The transcript has 6 exons. The record is from RefSeq and is a predicted model, not a curated record. Bases 2221 to 15327 code for a protein of 4368 amino acids.